UUUCUUGUUUGCAGGCAGCGCGUGACGAAGAAAUUCUUUCGAAAACUUGAAUUUCCAAGCGCUAAGAUGGAUUCGGAACAGUUUAAAGCAGCAGCUAGAGAUAUGGUCGAUUACGUCGCAGGUUAUUUGGACACCAUAGAAUCGCGACGAGUCGUACCUGAUCUUCAGCCUGGUUACAUCAAGGAGCUGAUUCCUGAUCACGCCCCUGAAGAUGCAGAGCCUUGGUCUGCUGUGUUGGGUGACCUGGACAGGGUCAUCAUGCCCGGGAAAUCUAGUCCUGCAUGCACGGAACUGGAAAUGGUCACCUUGGACUGGUUGGGCAAACUCCUGGAACUGCCCGACGAAUUCUUGUUCUCAGCUUCCGGGGGAAAGGGCGGUGGUGUCAUCCAGGGCACUGCGAGCGAAGCCACUCUCGUGUCGAUGCUGGCCGCCAAGACACGCAUGGUGAAACGGAAAAAGUCCGAGAACCCGGAUUUGACUGACAUUGACAUCAUCGGGAAACUUGUGGCUUACUGCUCAGAAAAUGCUCACUGUAGCGUGGAACGAGCAGGAAUGAUUGCAGGUGUGAAAAUGCGACUGGUUCCUUCGGACGACGAAUUUCGAAUGCACGGUUCCAGUUUGGACGAGGCAGUGAAAGAAGAUUUGGCAAAAGGAUUGAUUCCUUUCCACGUCAGUGCUACGCUGGGGACGACCGAUUGCUGCUCGUUUGAUGACCUGUUGUCCAUUGGACCGGUGGCUCAAAAACACGAACUUUACAUGCAUAUCGAUGCUGCUUAUGCUGGGGCUGCGUUUAUUUGUCCGGAGUACAGACAUCUGCUGAAUGGAGUCGAGUUCGCCGAUUCUUUCAAUUUCAACCCGCACAAAUGGAUGCUCGUGACGUUUGAUUGUUCGGCUUUAUGGCUGAAAAACUCGUCAGAAAUCGUUGAUGCUUUCAACGUCGAUCCGAUCUACCUCAAGCAUGACCAACAAGGUUUGGUGCCUGACUAUCGGCAUUGGCAAAUUCCUUUGGGGAGACGAUUUCGGUCCCUCAAAUUGUGGUUUGUGUUGCGACUUUACGGUGCCAAGCAGAUUCGGGCUCAUUUGCGAAAACAAAUAGCUUUGGCAGAAAGAUUUGCGCAACACGUCAAAUCUGACGCGAGGUUUGACAUUCCGGUGAAAAACCACAUGGGACUCGUCUGUUUCCGAUUGAAAGAAUUAUACUAA
This is a messenger RNA of Notodromas monacha, 1203 nucleotides long. NCBI's taxonomy places the organism in Eukaryota, Metazoa, Arthropoda, Ostracoda, Podocopida, Cyprididae. The record is from the annotation of a GenBank genome assembly.